Molecule: messenger RNA, 1933 nt
Organism: Aspergillus caelatus
Lineage: Eukaryota; Fungi; Ascomycota; Eurotiomycetes; Eurotiales; Aspergillaceae
Product: putative lectin family integral membrane protein
Exons: 6
Coding region: 372-1652 (426 amino acids)
Biological process (GO): endoplasmic reticulum organization; Golgi organization; endoplasmic reticulum to Golgi vesicle-mediated transport
Cellular component (GO): Golgi membrane; COPII-coated ER to Golgi transport vesicle; endoplasmic reticulum membrane
Molecular function (GO): D-mannose binding
Source: RefSeq, a predicted model, not a curated record
GGUCAAGUAGCAGCAGCUUUCAUGGAAUUAGCUUCGGACGUAGGAGUCCGUCAUUCUGUCGUUCUCUCCAAUCUCAACAUUCAACAUUUGGUCGACUUUUCACCGGCGACCGUCUCAAUUGUCAGAGAGAUCCGCUACUGUGUGAUCGCCAUUGUGCUUGGGUGGACCACUACUCGUGUUGUCUCCGCGCUAUUGAAUCGAAGAGCUACGCCUGAUCAGUGACGCUUUUGAUACCCAGUGGUCAAUCCGUUUUGCUUCUGUUCUUUUGGUCUUUUUCUUUGAAUUAUUGAACACGCUUUUGUCACCAUUCCCAUAGAUCAACAGGGCACUUCCCUAACAAGUAGUGAUACUUGAUUGAUUGUAUAGACACUAUGAAGUUUUCGGCUUCUUUACCACUGUUCGCUGCUCUCGCUGCGGCACAAACUGUGAUUGAAGGCUCUAGCUUCGGUCAUGGCCAAACGCUAUCACCCACCAGGGACACCAUCCCGGGAUGGUCAAUUGGAGGAGAAGGACAUGCUCCCCAAGUUCUCUCCAACAAGCUAAUUCUUACUCCCCCUUACCCUGGCAACACAAGAGGGUUUGCCUGGUCCCAGGCCCCGGUUUCCCAGUCUGAAUGGUCAGCUGAAUUCCAGUUCCGAGCAUCUGGAGUUGAGAGAGGAGGGGGCAACCUCCAGCUCUGGUAUGCUAAAGAUGGUCAGACCAAGAUUGGCACUUCUAGCAUUUACACUGUUGGCCAAUGGGAUGGAUUCGCGCUCGUCGUUGAUAUGCACGGCGGAAGACGCGGUAGCAUUAGAGGGUUCCUCAACGAUGGCACAACAGACUACAAGAGCCAUAGAAGUGUAGACAGCCUUGCGUUUGGACACUGCGACUACUCUUAUCGCAACCUGGGACGGGCUUCCAUUGUUCGUAUCAAGCAUACAAAUGCCAACUUGGAAGUUACCGUCGAUGACAAUUUAUGCUUCGCAACGGACAAGGUUUCUCUUCCUGCUGGCAACACCUUCGGUGUAACGGCCGCGACACCAGAGAACCCCGACUCUUUCGAGGUCUUCAAGUUUGUCCUGCAGACUGCUCAGUCCGGCGCAGCCCCACCAGUCCAGCAGCAAAACAACCAGCAGCAAGAGCAGCAAGAGCAGCAAGAGCAGCAGCAGCAGCAGCAGCAGCAGCAACAGCAACAGCCAGUGGCCGCCCAAGCCCAAACGCAGCAACAACCCCGGACCGACCAGUUCGUUGACCUCGCUGCUCGCAUCGAACUCGUUAACAAGGCCACCGGCAACGUCAUCCGCGAGAUCGGCAACCAAGGCAAGCAGAAUGAGAACCGCCACCUCGAUCUCCAGCAGAAACUCGCAACUAAGGAGCAAGUCGCCGGCCUCGACGCUCGCCUGCAGAAGAUUGAGCAGAUGCUGCAAACCAUUCAGCGCGAUCUGGAAGGCAAGGACUACCACAGCCGCUUCAACCAGCUCCAGGAUACCCUCCGCUCUUCUCACCAGACCUUGACUGAGCACCUCCAAGGCUCUGUCCUCAGCGCAAUCACCGCCUCUACUCCACGCAUGGGUUUCUUCAUCUUCCUCAUCAUCGCCUUCCAGGUCUUCUUGGCAGUCUCUUACAUCGUCUACAAGCGCCGCCGUGCAAACAUGCCCAAAAAAUUCCUCUAAACUGAAAACAACAACCCACAAGACUAGUGUUGGAAAUUACCCAACACAUGAUACGCAAUAUUCGUUUCACCAUCCUCAAUUCCAUGCCUCAACUCCACGGACAUGGACACGGAAUCCCAAAUCCACGAAAGUCAUGUAGUAACGCGAACUUUGCAUCGGCUUUGUACUGCUCCUCACCUCUAUUUCGGCGUGUAUAUGCUUUGAAGGAAGACUUUUGUUUGGAAGUCGCGAUGUAGUCUUGUUGUGUUUUGUUAUAGUUUUUUGGGCCGUUGUAUAUCUAG